AUGACGAUGGAUACUGAUGGUGAUGUGCAGCAGCUGCAAGACCAGGUGAACUAUUUGCAGCAGCUGGAGGAGGAGGUCGACCACUUGCAUCAGCAUCUUGAGCAACACAAGGCGAUGGUGAGAGCUCCUUUAGCCAACUUUGCAUUGGAGAUUCACGGGGCUCGGGUGAUGACUGCUGAGACUUCCAAGACUCACGAGCAGAAAAAUGGCCCGCCUUGGCUCAAACCUCUCGGUCCAGACACUGUGUUCAAAGGUCAUAAUUACCCUUUGAUUCCUGGACAGUGCUGGGCGUUCACAGGUCAGACUGGGAGGCUUUCCAUAGCUCUACCUCUGGAGAUCCACAUCACCAAAGUGACUGUAGGACACAUUCUGAAGGAGCAGUCUCUUACAAGAACAAUUCAGUCGGCUCCAAAGUCUUUCUCUGUGUACGGACUGAAGGACUUUGGACCAACAGAGGUAAGACUUGGAACGUUUCUCUACGACGCAGACGGGGACUCGUUCCAAACAUUUGACAUCCUGGAGCAACAAGGCACACUGAAGCUGCCAGUGGUUCCAGCUGAUCUGUCCUGCACUGAAGAGCUGCAGACCUGGCAUAGACCACGAACCCAGGGGAUCAAGCCAGAAGCGGUGUCGGAAAUGAUUGUGAGCAAACCAAGGCUCAAGAAAGCAACCAAGGCUGUUGUUAAAUCAACCCUUUAUCCUGCACAUUCAGGUCCUCUCCCUGAUCAGCACUUGAUGACAAUUGGUGAGAAGCUAAAACACAUACAACCCCAAUUGGGAAUCUGCAAGAUUCUUUCUGGCCUUGAGGAAAUGACAAUGGUGGACUCCAAAUUUGGUCUGGUGCCUCAUGGAUCUGUGCUAUCCUAUCAGUAUCCUGCAAAAGACACCGGUGGAUAUGUCAAGGAUCUUGGUGCUCCAGACUUUCCUUCGCUGCCAGUUGAGGGCUAUUCAUUCAAAAGUGAUCAUGUGUUCGUACCUACGUAUGCACAAUCCGUCCACAUGGAGAGCCUACAGUUCGUCCGUGAUCCCAGGAAGAGCUGGCCCUGGAUCAGCCCCAGCGGCAGUGAAACCCCUCUAGUCCCACAGUAUGCUAAUCCAAAUGCUAAUGAAGCUAACGAGUGGAUGGACUUACAGUACCUGACUCGCUAA
Molecule: messenger RNA, 1149 nt
Organism: Knipowitschia caucasica
Lineage: Eukaryota; Metazoa; Chordata; Actinopteri; Gobiiformes; Gobiidae
Source: the annotation of a GenBank genome assembly